AUGUCGAUCCCACGGCUGGAACUACAGGUAGCAGUUCUUGGAACCAGGCUCAUGAACACGAUCAAGGAGGAGCACAGUGUGGUCAUCUCGGACCUAGUGCUAUGGAUGGACUCGAAGACGGUGCUGAGGUGGAUCGGCAGCACGCACCGCCGUUAUAAGCAGUUUGUUGGCAACCGAGUGGCGGAGAUUCUGGAUUCGUCGAAGGUUUCUCAGUGGAGAUGGGUGCCUACAGCCGACAAUGCUGCGGAUGAUGCGACGCGGUCUCAGAGAGAAGUCGACCUUAGCCAGGAAUCAAGGUGGCUAAGAGGACCUGCUUUUUUGAGGCAGCCAGCAGCCAGCUGGCCGGAGCCUGAGCAAGGAACUGAACGCGUUCCAGGUGUGCCGGAUGAAGAAGAGAUGCCCAAAAUUCUCGAGCUUCAAUCGCCUGGUGAGGACCACAGCCUGGGUCUUACGGUUUGCGCGCCGGUGCCGAAACAGAAAGGCGAUCUCGAGGAAUACGGCCUUACUGCAGCAGAAUGUGAGGUCGUGGAGAACCUGUUGGUCAGACAGGCACAACUGGAGUCGUUCCCCGACGAGAUAAGAAUUGAUGCCGCACUGUGCAUGCCGUACAGUGCGAGGAGGCCCAUCAUACUGUCACACAGGCACAGUCUGACGGAUCUGAUUGUGCGACAUUUCCACGCCAGGAUGAUGCACCAAAACGUUGAUGUUACAAUUGCGGAGAUUCGGACGAGCUUCUGCGUCACGAGGAUGAGGCGUGUGAUGAGGAGUGUCAUCGCAUCGCGCAACAAGUGCAAGUUGCAGCGAGCUCGGCCGAUGCCGCCAAUAAUGGGACCCCAUCCAGUGGACAGAUUGGAUGCGGGUGGAUGGCCAUUCAAGCACACUGGACUAGACUACUUUGCGCCACGGUUGGUGACUGUGUCCCGUCACAAGGAGAAGCGUUGGGUAGCCUUGUUUACGUGCUUGACGACAAAGGCGAUUCAUCUGGAGUUGGCGCAUGAUCUGUCGACGGAUUCCUGCAUAAUUGCGAUCAGGAACUUCGUCUGCCGUAGAGGGCCAGUACAUAGACUGCGCAGCGAUAUCGGCAAGAACUUCGUGGGAGCUGACAGGGAAGCCAGACGCUUUGGUGACGUGUUCGAGAUGGAGAAGUUUCAGAUAAACCCGUCUGAGGGCGGAGUAUGGGAGCGCAUGGUGCAGUGCGUCAAACGUGUACUGCGUCAUAACCUGAAGGAAGUUGUGCCGAGGGAUCACGUAUUGGAGAGUUUCCUGAUUGAAGCGGAGAAUAUUGUCAACUCGCGUCCGCUUACCCACUUGCCUAUGGAUGCGGACCAGGAGGCGUCGUUGACGCCUAAUGACCUACUCAAGGGAGUGGCCAAUCUGCCGGAUACGCCUGGAUUGGAUGCGGAGCUGCCCAACGAGAAAUGGUGUCGCCGAACGGAGCCCAUCCACCAGGGUGAUCUGGUCUUCGUCUGCAGUCCUGCCUUGCCCCGACGAGAGUUGUGCAAGGGCAUCGUGGAGGAGGUCUACAGCGGAGCUGAUGGAGUCAUCAGACGCGCUAAGGUGAGCGUGAACGACAACGGCCAAUCGAGGACAAUGAUGCGACCCGUCUCCAAACUUGCAGUUUUGGAUUUGAGUGAAGCGGUUCUUCACGGGGUCGGGGUUAUCCCGGAUCGAACAUUGUAA
Molecule: messenger RNA, 1680 nt
Organism: Drosophila yakuba
Lineage: Eukaryota; Metazoa; Arthropoda; Insecta; Diptera; Drosophilidae
Exons: 5
Coding region: 1-1680 (559 amino acids)
Molecular function (GO): nucleic acid binding
Source: RefSeq, a predicted model, not a curated record